Messenger RNA from Eubalaena glacialis (North Atlantic right whale), 936 nucleotides. Its product is annotated as olfactory receptor 143-like. Gene Ontology annotation, biological process: G protein-coupled receptor signaling pathway; sensory perception of smell. The record is from RefSeq and is a predicted model, not a curated record. Gene Ontology annotation, molecular function: odorant binding; olfactory receptor activity. NCBI's taxonomy places the organism in Eukaryota, Metazoa, Chordata, Mammalia, Artiodactyla, Balaenidae. Gene Ontology annotation, cellular component: membrane.
CAAUGAAUGGCUAUGGAAAAUGCCUCCUCUGUGACUGAGUUUAUCCUUAUGGGAUUCACAGACCAACCUGAACUCCAACUGCUCUUGUUUUUCCUGUUUCUGGUGAACUACAUGGUCACUGUGGUAGGCAGUUUGUGCUUGAUGAAUCUAAUUUGUCUAAAUUCACACCUUCACACCCGCAUGUAUUUUUUCCUCUUUAAUCUGUCCUUUAUUGAUCUCUGUUACUCAUGUGUCUUUACCCCCAAAAUGCUAAUGAGAUUUAUUUCAGAGAAGAACAUCAUCUCCUUUACAGGAUGCAUGUCUCAGCUAUUUUUCUUCUGCUUUUUUGUCAACUCUGAGUGCUAUGUGUAGACAGCCAUGGCCUGUGAUCACUAUGUGUCCAUCUGUAAGCCAUUGCUGUACACAGUCACCAUGUCCCCUCAGGUCUGUUCUCUGCUGAUGUCUGGUUCAUAUGUGAUGGGGUUUGCCAGUGCCGUGGUCCACACAGGGUAUAUGAUCAGGCUGGUCUUUUGUGAUUCCAACAUCAUCAACCAUUAUCUGUGUGACAUCUUCCACCUCCUCCAGCUCUCCUGCAGCAGCACCUAUGCCAAUGAGCUUGUGGUUUCUGUUGUUGUGGGCACAGUUGUCAUGGUAUCUAGCUUCAUUAUCUCUGUUUCUUGUACCUUGAUUCUUUUCAAUAUCCUUCACAUACCAUCAGAUAAAGGUUGGUCCAAAGCCUUCAGCAGUGGCUCCCACAUAAUCACAGUUGGUCUAUUCUAUAGAUUUGGGCUACUCAUUCAUGUCAAGCCAUCAUUUGCUGGGUCUGUGGGUCAGGGGAAAUUUUUCUCAGUGUUUUACGCCAAUGUAGUACCCAUGUUGAAUCUUCCCAUUUAUAGCCUCAGGAACAAGGAUGUCAAAAUUGCUCUGAAGAAAACCCUGAAGAGAAAUACAAACUGA